AUGCAUCUCUACGUCAAACACGCGACACUCAUCAACAACUGUUAUCCUGAGAAGGAGGGCGAGAAGGGACCUCGUUCUUCCGAGCUUAGCUAUCUCACGUUUUAUGCCAGCUCUCGACCUGUCAAGCUUACCAAAGUCGGCACCUUUCUCGAAAAGAAGGUUGAACGUGAUGUUUGGAAGAAUCGAAAGCAAAACAACCAAGUAUCCUUGGAAAUCAUCAAAGCUUUGAUUCAAUCGUGUCACCGAGAUUUGAACCUGUUUUCGAAAUAUGUUGUCAAGAUCCUAUGUAUGAUGCUCGGCACACAAGAUUUGGAGUUGAUUGAUUUGACAUGUGAUACCUUUAUCAUGUUCAGCAAAUACCAUGAUGGAUCAACAUUGGGCGUGGAUGCCGAAUUUACUACUGAUUUCGAGUCUCUCAUUAAAAAGUUUGCUGAUCUAUGCGAGAACAACAAUACGGAUCCCAACACCAAUCUCAGCAUGAAACAUAUCGGCCAUCGAGCCAUUCAAGCCGUAUUUUCAUCCGCCUCCUUGCAAACCUCGACUUUUAAGACACAACUUGGUAUCCUUUUACCACCUGUUAUUACAACACUGGCAGCAUCCAAUACACCCGCCAAUACGCUUGCCAAAAAUGCCGAUUCAGUCGACAUUACCAAAUCCAGCAUCAACAACAGUGGAUUGGAAAAGGGUGUCAUUGAUAUCAUGGCAGCAAAGAGUGCAUCCAUCUUGUUUAGUCAACUCAAUGGUGGUGCCGUUCGAACAGCUUUGAGUCCAUUGUUCACGUAUAUGGAUAACAAGAAGAAAUGGUGGCCACCCAACUUUGCUGUAUCGAUGAUGGAAUUGGUAUUGGAUUCUCUUCAGCCACAAAACCGAUACCUCCUUGUCUCUGAAGUGUUACAACAACUUGAUGCCAUCAAGGGUAGUAGUAAUAACGACGAUGUCUAUGAGAUCACCGAGAAACGAGCCUCGCUUAUUUCGAUCCUCGAUACGAUCCUCAAUGCCAGCAUUCCUCUUGUCGGCAUUUCAGUACUCGAAGUACUCAACUCUUUGUUUACGCACCUCAUCAAAUCGGUUCAUGGACGUGAAUAUUGCGAUGAAGCACCUGAUGCAUCGGAUGUAACAGCCACGUAUGUCUAUGCCGUCCACCAAGGUCUCGCCCAUAGCAUCGGUGGUUUGGCCUCCCAGACCUAUUAUCAGAAUCAGCUCAACGACAUUGUGGGAUACAUUAUUGCCAAAUUGCGUGCAGGCACGGCAUUGGAACGUGUGGAGGAUUUGCCUAUUCAGCAAUACAGACGUGUCGCUCUCGUAUGUCUUGAUUUGAUCGUUUCCACAAGCAAGGAAUCGGCCGCAGAGGAUGAGUACAACAAUGCCGGCAACGAGAUUUCAUUGAGCAGCUGGCUUCCUGCCAUUGGUCUAUUGACCGACAGAAUACCCGAUACUCGUCUUGAUUUCGCUGCCACACUCACUCGCUAUCUCGAACUCGCCACCAAUGAAGACGAUUUGACACCAGAUCCUUAUCCCAAGCAUUUGCUCACACAGCACGGUGAUGUCAUGUUUGUCAAUGCCGUUCACCAAACCAUUAUCGAUUGGGUUCAAAUGCCAGCUUGCAAUGUGGCGGAUGUGGGUGCCAUGUAUACGUUAUUAUGUGCCUUGACACGUCGUUUUGGCGCUGAUGGAUCGAUCCGCACGGUACCUUUGGUAUUCAAGCUUCAGAGCCUGGUGAAGCAAGGUGCUAUCAAACAAACCUCCCGGCAACGUGCCAUUGCAGCUUCGACGAUUGAAUGGUUUGGCAUGGUAUCACAAAUGCACAAGAUCAGUGCCUUGGCGACCUAUCUUAAACCCCUCAAGGAAGAACGCAUCGCACACAAGGAAUAUUCGCCCAUCUUUAUUCCCGAAGUAGCCCCCAGUGUCGCUCAUAUCAUGGACUUUGAUGACUUGGAUCCUGAAAACACAACCCCUGUGGACAAGUUUAUUGAUCGACAUGCCGUGGUGGAAAUCAUUUCCAAGGAUGGAUCACUUCGUGAUGAGGAUGAUACCCAUGGAUUGGAUUUGGAGAGUAAACUUUAUGCUGAAUGGGGCUCUGAAGCUUUUGUGAGCCAGGAACGCUCUUUCCGCAUUCGAUCGUCUCGUGAUCUUGAAGAACUCAAACCCAAGUUGGUCACUCCUUGGACAGGUGCAGAGUUUGAAACUUCAGAACGUACACAAAAGAAUACCAUCAAUGUGGAAAAUCUCAAAGAGGCACUGGUGUCUCAACAAAAGACGGGUGGAAACAAGGAAAAUGGUGAAAGUGAGGGUGAUUCACUCCAAUCCAUGACCAAGCGUAGCCUUGCAAAGAGACCCAAGGACACCAAGACUGAUAUUGACUCGAUCCUGUCAUCGCUCAGCUUGGGUAUCAAUAUCCCACAACCAAGCACUUCAAGCUCGCUCGUCAAUCCUCCUUACAAAGGCUGA
Molecule: messenger RNA, 2448 nt
Organism: Lichtheimia ornata
Lineage: Eukaryota; Fungi; Mucoromycota; Mucoromycetes; Mucorales; Lichtheimiaceae
Exons: 15
Coding region: 1-2448 (815 amino acids)
Biological process (GO): protein localization to plasma membrane
Cellular component (GO): plasma membrane
Source: RefSeq, a predicted model, not a curated record